AUGGAACAAGAAAAGCUGAGUGUGCUAAUCAAUGAAGCGUCAAUCAAAUUACAAGAGCCUAUAACCAGUUCUGAAUCAUUAAAUCUUUGGAAAGUAAAGAUGUUCACUUUGAUUAAUGAAAUUGCUGCAUUGAAACUAGCUACCAAAUUAUUACCAUGUGAAAGUAUUGCAUCUCUAGAUCCUUCUGAUUGGACACUUACCCAAUCCGUAGCCCAUGAAAUGCUCGACUUAUCAUUGGAACACAUUCGAUUUGUACGAAAUCGACCCAUUUGGCAACCAGUUCCCGAACAUAUUCGUGUAGCGCUUGAAGAUGAGCCCUUUCCUCAACAUGGUCAAUCGCUACUCGAUGUUUGCGAUGCGGUCACCAAAUAUAUUAUGCCAUACUCCAGAGGCAAAGAUGCUAUUCACAAAUGA
This is a messenger RNA of Rotaria socialis, 414 nucleotides long. NCBI's taxonomy places the organism in Eukaryota, Metazoa, Rotifera, Eurotatoria, Philodinida, Philodinidae. The record is from the annotation of a GenBank genome assembly.